Molecule: messenger RNA, 6743 nt
Organism: Platichthys flesus (European flounder)
Lineage: Eukaryota; Metazoa; Chordata; Actinopteri; Pleuronectiformes; Pleuronectidae
Gene: itprid2
Product: ITPR interacting domain containing 2
Exons: 22
Coding region: 185-4399 (1404 amino acids)
Molecular function (GO): signaling receptor binding
Source: RefSeq, a predicted model, not a curated record
GCGGAAGCAGGAAUGUUGGAGUGUUUUUAGAAAAGUUUGGAGACUCACCCGCACACUUUUGUUGGGAUCCAGGAUUCAAACAGCGGAGAAAACAUGACGGUGUGUUACCUGUUGCUGAUGUAACUGAAGAGUUGUCAGUCUUCUCUGACUGACUAAACCUGACCAGACACACAGGCUGGCAGAUAUGGAGAGUGGUGCUCUGGAAAUGGACACCAGUACUGCUCCAGAUCCCAGAGUGCCGUCAGACUGCAGUUUAGCCUGUCUGAGGCGUCGGGCCUGGGCCCAGACCAGAGACUCCAUCUGGCUCGAUUCACAACAAGAGCACUGUGGCCCCCAGGGCCCCCAAGAGAGCCAGAGAGACAGGGAUGAGCAGAGACCCUCAGAAGAACCAGGGCGAGUUCCUAACAAUAUCACCAGCUGGCUGAGCGAAUGCAGGACUCCUCUUGGGGCGUCUCUAGAUGAUCAGACGGCUCCACCGAACAGAGGAGUGCUGAGGAACGGCUGCAGCUUUGAAGAUGACCUUUCACUGGGAGCUGAAGCCAACCAUCUUCAGUCCAGUAACAACAAUAAAACAGAUUCCUGUUUUGGUCUUGCUGCUGAACAGAAGAGGAGUCAGUAUAAAGAGAAGGGAAGAAGUAUGAACUCUACAGGAUCUGGGAAGAGCAGCACCGUGUCCAGUGUGUCAGAGCUUUUAGACCUGUACGAGGAGGAUCCUGAAGAAGUCUUGUUGAAUCUUGGUUUUGGUCGUGAAGAACCCGACCUUUCCUCGAAGGUUCCCUCCAGGUUUUUCAACAGCUCCUCGUCAGCACGAGGCAUUGACAUCAAGGUCUACUUGGGAGCCCAGAUGCAGCGCAUGGAGCUGGAGAACCCCAACUACGCUUUGACUAGUCGAUUCCGUCAGAUCGAGGUCUUAACCACAGUAGCUAACGAGUUCUUCCAGCUCUACAGUCAGGUCUCUGGUCAACCUGUCCAACGCAUCAACUCCAGGGACCAAGGAGGAGGAGCAGCAGCAGGCGCAGCAGGAGCAGGAGUAGAAGGAGAAGGAGGAGGAGGAGCAGGAGGAAGAAUUGAUAAGGUGCCUCCUCCUCUGAAGAGGAGCAACUCGGCCCUGAAUGUCGCCAAACUCCUCAAGAAGACCAUCAGCAAACACAACCUGCUCGCGGCCGCCUCAGAGUCGCCUGAAGCACAAACACCUAACCAACACACACGGCUGAACGGACACGCCCCCUCCGAUAACACGCACACCAACGGUCACGGAGCCGCUGCUCCAGAGCAGGACUUUAUCAGGACCAGUCCUGACCAGCAGGUGGAGACAGUCAGUCAGAAACAACAAGAAAGUCCACAGAAACAGCCGUCUUCCCGCAAGAAAGACAGCUGUCCCCUGGCUACGGUUACCGAGGAAACUAACGGGGAUGCCGAGACAGAUUCGUUCACGGACAACAGAUCUGAAGAGAGCGGCAGUGGAUCACCAGCCAAUGGAGACCAUCAACUAGAGCCGGCUGUUGUUCAGUCAGCCAAUCAAGGAACAGGGGAGGGCCCUCAGGAGGUCAAAGAGGAGAAAAGCCUGACCUCCACCCCGGUGAAAACUCCUCACAGCCUGGUCCCCCCUCACCUGGUGCUGCUUCGCACUGAAAACGCAGACUCCUUCGAUAUGGAGGAGAUCCAGAGUAACGAAGAUGAGGGUCUUCCAUUCAGAACCUCCAGAGCCAGGGAUCUGUUGAGGACAGUCAGUCAGCAGUCGGACAGCAGCGGUUUUGCUGAGGAGCCCUCAGCCGAGUCCAACAGCUACCUCAAGGUGCAGGAAAGUAGUGACAGCUGUGACAGCGAGAUGACGGUGACAUCGCACCCGUCCCAAGAUGUGGCGACGCCCCUCGCACUGGACCAACCUGCGUUCGAUUUGCCAGAUGCCAGAGAGGAGGAGUCUACUCCUGGUGGUUCUGGGGAGGCUGAUGGGCGGAAUAGCUCCAGGGAAGAAGAUGAGAAUGAUGGGAUUCAAGAGGAGGUUCCUCAGUAUACAGCUCACUAUUUCCCUAGGAACACAGUGGGAACGCAGCCGGUUGAGACCCAAGGGGAGGAGGAGGAAGAGGAAGAGGAAGAGGAAGAGGAAGAGGAGGAGGAGGAGGAGGAGAAGGAGAAGGAGAAGGAGAAGGAGAAGGAGGUAGCCUCAGCAGAGAGAGGGCACAGAACUGAUCUGGAGUCUGAACCAGAACUGGAACCAGAGCUUCCUCAUAGCUUGUCUGCUGCAGAAGAGCCACAACUCGUGCAGAAUCAGCCUGAGACAGCCACAGAGCCACCCACAGAGAGGGUAGAAGCUGAAAACGAAGCCCAGGAAGAGAACUCUUCCUUGGACCUUUCUGAUGUAUAUUUUCCUCCUGCUCCAUCCUCUGCGGUUGUCAAUGCUCUACUCCGAGCCAAACACAACCACCUGAGAGGAGCUGGGCCACACGUCGAACUCAUGCCCGGUGAGCCGCCGCUAACUCCACCGAGAGGACGAGCAAGGCGUGGCUUCCCCAUGCAGAGGUCCUCCUCUCUGCCCUCCUCGCUCCUCUCCCCCUCCAGGGUCGUGUCCUCUGUCAGGAUCCAGUUUGGGCGAGGACAGUCGUCCUGCACCCAACCCAGGUACUCCUUCAAAUACACCCCAGAGGAGGGAGAGGACAAAGAAUGGGAUGAGGAUGAGGUGGAAGGACAAACUAACUGUUUAUCUACUCUGAUAAUAAACCCUGCUUCGAACCAGCCACCAAGGCUUCCCACAGAUGCUUCCAUCCCACCGAAACCCAUCCCACGCUACAUGAUGAAGUCGUCCUGCUCGCUGAAAAGCUCCAGCCCUCCUCCUGAUUGGUCACCAGGAGGCCAAACCCACUCUUGGAGCUCCCAGAGCAUCCCUGACCUCUCCUCUAACCAGCACCUUUCAGGUCACUUCCAUCAAAACCAGCAAAGUUGGAAUCCAGGGCAGAUGAUGUCCAAUUAUCCUAAUCCCACAUCUCAAUACAUAAACCCUUGUCCAAAUCCUAGUCCAAGUCUCAUUCAUAGCCAAGUCCCCUUCACUAUGAACCCUCCUCCACAGUACCCCGCUCCUCUCCAUCCAUAUGCCAGUCUUCCCAACCUCCUCUACCACAACAAUCAAUCCUUGAACCCCCAUUCUAGUAUGACCAGUCUCCAUCAGCCUGCAACUCCCACAGUCCCCCCUUUUGGCAGCAUCUCCAAUUUGCAUCAGCCUUCUACUUCGAUAGAUCCUCAUUACGCCAGUCUGGGUAACCUGUAUCCCGGAACUCCCUUUAUGCACCACCAGGGCUGCAACCAUCCAUACGGCCAUCAGUCCCCUUAUCAUGCUGCUCCUCACGGCUCACCGUUUUCCUCAACUUACCCAGGUUACCAUGGCUACAGCACAAACCCGCAUAUGGAAUUCUCUCAUCAGGUCCCUCGGUGUCCUCCAGAGCACAGCCUCAAUCUGGGUUUUGCUCCUACUGUUCCAGGCUUCCUCCCCGGCAUGGCCUCUACCUUCAACCAGGGUCACAGCCUCUACACAGGGCUCCAUCAGCCCGGUUCUGGAUACAGCCAGGGUCCAUCCAGCACCGAGAUGCAGCUGAGGAGAGUUCUGCAUGAUAUCAGAGGGACAGUUCAGAGUCUGACCCAGAACCGAGCCCACACUCCAGACGCUUUCAGUGAUCACACAACAUCUCUACGCAGCCAGCAGUCUUUGACAGAGUUUCAGCAGAAGAGGCGGAGUCUGAACUUGUUCCGCAGUCAGAUGAUGGAUCUGGAGCAGUCAAUCAUGCGACAGCAAGCUCCGGUCUUCAAACACCUGAGCCCUUCUGACAGGUUGGAGGUAGAGCAGCUUCAGUCUCUAAGAUCAGCAGUCAGAGAGGAACUGCAGGAGUUGGAACAACAGCUGGAAGACAGACUGACACAACAAAGGGGUCUCCAUAGAGACAACAGCUUUGACAGUCUGUCCACCGCCUCCGUGCUUAGAGCCAUGGAUCCGGUGUCAGAUCUCCUCAGAGAGCAGCUUUACCUCCAAUCAGAGCUCAGCUAUGACGGCCACACCCCUACCACCAAUCCCUCCUCCCGAUCGUCCAGUCCAGGCCGAGGAGGAAGAGACCAGGAACAGAGCCAAGGUGUUUACCGGGCAUCCAUCAACAUAACCCCUGUCCUUCCUCCUCGACCCAACACACGAGAAGCGGAGGAAGAGGAGGGAAAGAUUGCAGGAGGAGGAGAGGGAGUUGGAGAAGCACCAGAGGAUGGCUCAGCAGGAGCAGUCAGAGUGGAGAACCUGCAGCAGCUCAUCAGAGAGAUUCGAGAGAGUGUGGCGCAGGAGGUCCGACGGGAGAUCUACAGCGAGUUGCUGUCUGCCGUGUCGCCACGGCAAUCGCCCCUGCCGUCCAGACAACACCACCUGUAGCCAUGGCGACAGGAGAGCACCGCCACGUUGACCUUCAGCCUUAGUAGCCACAGUCUGAGCAGCACCACUGUCUGUCUGUAUCACUGUAUAGCUGAGUAACACUGUCUGUGUGGAACACUAUGUGUCUCUAACACUGUAUGUCUGUAACACUGAUGAUGAACCCACCUCACUCGUGACCCGCCCCGGCUUCCAGUGCCUCAGUUGGUUUGACGAAAGUGGUCUGAUGCAUUCUGGGAACGCCAAUCUGGACCAGCCUGUUCACACAGCGUCCUCCAGCAUACAUUUCCCUGUGAGCCAUCAUUCAUUUGUUUUUUUAUUUUGCCCACCACCCUGUUUACUUUCUCUAUCCUGAUAUGAUCAAAUGCCAGGUUUAGAACUACAACCACUAAUAGUAUAACUACAACUGCGAGUACUGCUGACAGUACUGCAACCAUCUCCACCACCACUAACCUGCGUCCUGAUUGAGUUCAUCAUCACAGUCGGAGAUUGGAUCAGGAUAUUAACAGAAUUUAUGUUCUGAUAUUUCUGUUUUCCUACUAAAUAUAGCAAGAAGCUAGUAGUAAGUAUGUAAAUAUGUUGCACACAGGAAAUCACCCUCCCUGAGAAAUACUUUAAAUGCAAGAAUCGUCUCUAAAUCUGUCUUCAAGUAAGAGAGAAUUUUUUUUUUAAAGAGUCUGCUGAGGUUCAAACUCUUUUAUACCCUAAAGUUACUCAUUCCAUGCACAUUUCAGCUUAUCAAGGGUUUAAAAGGGAUUUAAGGUAUAUCACUCAAAGAUUAUGAUGCUGCAGCUGUCAACAUUUUCUCAUCAUCCCCAUCCUCAUCAUCAUCAUUGUCGUCAAAGUCAUCAGUGCUUAUCUUCCUCUGGCCUCCUUCACAGCUGAUUCUGUUCAUUUCCAUGGUGUCCCUGGCAGAUUAGAUCAUAGAAUCCCACAUAUCUUUGUCAUGGUAACUUUUUCAACAUUUUAAAUGGAGUUUAGGUUUUUGAAACUAAAAGUCCUGAUGCAUACUGUUUUUGAUUGGAGCUUGGGUUAUUCUGUCUUGAUGGACCUAGGCUAGGAAUUUACCCCCAUUUCCAGUCUUUGAGGAUAUUUCUGGCUGUUCCGUUAACUCUCAUUGGCUGUUGAUGAGCAAGUUAUGAGGUUAGUGUGUGAGGUCCUGUAGAGGUCAGGCUCAGAGGUCAAAGGUUGCUCUUUGGUUGCAGCAGGUUUUGGUAAGUUGUCAUGGUAACAGUGGUGAUGAUGAUGUACUGACAGGUUGGGGGAGGGGCUUAGUGAGCCGGCAAGUAUAGCCCAAACUUUAGCGGUGCUAGCAUUUUAGCUUCAGGCUUCUGAUGACAAAUCUGUGCAAUAAUAUGAACAUACACUAUAAUCUGAUUCCUCAGAUAUUGUGAAUAAAUGACCAAGAAUUCACUGCGAACAUUUCAGAUGUGAUCAGACAUCCCGCAGCACAAACUGUCUACCUGCACCUUUAACACAAGUUAAUCUUAAACUUGACGUUUUUUAUCAGGAGAAACUGAUUUUCUGUCUCUUCACACAGAAUCCACAGAAUUGAUUGAUCGCUGAUUAAUUGAUAACCACUCAUGAACAUCUGUUUUCUGUGUAUUGUCUUCGUGUUUACUCAAAGUUUAUUAUUAUCAGUUACCGAAGGUCAAAAAAAUCUUCCUAGCUGAGGUGAAACAAGCUCUCAGCAACCUCCAUGGCUGAGCGGGAUUUGCUGUAAGACUAGUCAAUCAGGGCAAACACACCCCAUGUGCCUUUUUUUAAAUCUUUGUAAUAGUUGCGAAAAAUUCCACCAAGACUCACAUUAGAUGUUUUGAUAUGAUCUACUGAUAGCUGAACUUUGUGUACUUUGACAUUCGUUCUUGAUCUUUGGGAGCAAUAGAAAGAGAAUCAGACUCAAAGUUCGACUUACCAACAAAAUGGAGUCCUUAUUUAGCAGGUGUUGUAGGUGUCACCACCUUAUUGUGAACUUUCAAUCAUGUGAACUCUCCAGAUCGUUAUUUACUGGACCUUUGAUCAUCGAUUCUCUUCAUCGUUGAUUGACUUUGUGUUUGUAAAAAAAACUUUUAUUUCUCUGAUCACAAACUGCUCUGCUGGACAAACACUCACUGUGAGCUCUUCAUGCUUUUUACUUCUGUCUUUUUUUCCACUGAUCAAUCAUCACACACGUCUAAUUACACUUUACUAUCUCACUGUUGGUGUUGAUUACUUUCCAUUGAUGCCUCUUUCUAUUGAUGUCUAUUAAUAAUAAUGUGUAUUUUGUACUGAUGUAUUGUCUGUGGGAUGCAGGGAGGGAUCACUCUGUAGAGAUAAGAAUAAUAAAGAUGUAUUUAUUUUCAGUAAA